AUGCCACUAAAACUUAAGAUUUCCGUCGAAGAGGAGCUUGAGGCGUUUAAGUCAAUUCACAUCCAGACAAAGUCAAGCGAGUUAUUAGACGAAAAGCCGCUGGAGAAAAAUGACAACGGUACAGCUCCAGCUACGGUAAUUGAGGAAAGGAUCAGUAUCCUUAUACCAAAUCUUUUAUUAACAGAUCUGCAGAUUCUGCCAGACGAGCCUCUCGGACUCCAUCCAACACCAGAGUCUCGGGUCGGGAAGUACCUUAUGCGUUCUUUGGAAAUAAAGGGAAUUCUGGGAACGGGAGCAUACGGAAUCGUUUACUCGGCGAUGGACCAUUCUCAUCAGACUUGGUAUGCUCUCAAAGCACUCAGCAAAAAACGCAUAAAUGGAGCGCCAUUGGACAGGAGGCAACGAGAAUUCCAAAGUCGGGAGAUUCAACUUCACUACGCCGCCUCAGCGCACCCCAACAUAGUUUCUCUGUUAAGGAUUAUAGACGAUCCGGAAUGCACCUAUAUUGUUCUACAGUAUUGUCCAGAUGGAGAUCUCUUCUCGAAUAUUACCGAGAUGGGUCGGUUUGUGGUAAAUGACUAUCUCAUCCGAGCAACAUUUCUUCAACUCUUAAGCGCUGUACAACAUUGCCACAAAUUAGGGAUAUAUCACAGAGAUCUCAAGCCUGAAAAUAUACUUGUGGAUGGGACGCAAGUUUUUCUUGCCGACUUUGCUCUUUCCACAACAGAUUCAGAAUCAGAUGACCAUGGUUGCGGGUCCACAUUCUAUAUGAGUCCAGAAUGCUUCAAAAGUUCCGAAAUGUACCGAUGCGCUCCGAACGAUGUUUGGUCCCUGGGGGUCAUUUUGGUGAACUUGACAUGUGGCCGCAAUCCAUGGAAACAGGCUUCCCCUUUGGAUGCUAAUUAUCUAGCGUAUCUAGAGGACCGCAGUAUCUUGAAGUCUACCCUACCACUAUCGAACGAAUUAAAUGACAUCCUUGUCACGAUCUUUGAACCCGACGCCGAGGAACGCAUCACUACCGAAGAGCUUAUUACCGCCGUCACUACCUAUCCGACAUUCUCAAAGCCCUUGGUUACUCUUUGA
Hyaloscypha bicolor E is the source of this 1083-nucleotide messenger RNA. Its product is annotated as kinase-like protein. The transcript has 2 exons. The coding region runs from base 1 to 1083 and encodes 360 amino acids. Lineage: Eukaryota; Fungi; Ascomycota; Leotiomycetes; Helotiales; Hyaloscyphaceae. Gene Ontology annotation, biological process: intracellular signal transduction; protein phosphorylation. Gene Ontology annotation, molecular function: protein serine/threonine kinase activity; ATP binding. The record is from RefSeq and is a predicted model, not a curated record.